Messenger RNA from Pseudophryne corroboree (corroboree frog), 2826 nucleotides. It is a transcript of the gene FST, whose product is annotated as follistatin. The coding region runs from base 1005 to 2027 and encodes 340 amino acids. Gene Ontology annotation, molecular function: protein binding. The record is from RefSeq and is a predicted model, not a curated record. Lineage: Eukaryota; Metazoa; Chordata; Amphibia; Anura; Myobatrachidae. Gene Ontology annotation, biological process: multicellular organism development; cell differentiation. The transcript is spliced from 6 exons.
UAGCAAGCUUUUUAUGUGUCCGUGACAAGUCCCAGCUACAUGAGUGCUGCACACACUACUGUUUAAUGUGGAUGUCAGUAUAUAGAUCCCUUAUUCAGGAGCUUCACCCCAAUCAUGGCAGCACCUAGACCAGCCUGAGUCCAACUCUACCUGCACCAACCUGAGUCCAACGAUAGCAGCACCUAGACCAGCCUGAGUCCAACUCUACCUGCACCAACCUGAGUCCAACGAUAGCAGCACCUAGACCUGCCAGAGUCCAACUCUACCUGCACCAACCUGAGUCCAACGAUAGCAGCACCUAGACCUGCCAGAGUCCAACUCUACCUGCACCAACCUGAGUCCAACGAUAGCAGCACCUAGACCUGCCAGAGUUCAACUCUACCUGCACCAACCUGAGUCCAACGAUAGCAGCACCUAGACCUGCCAGAGUCCAACUCUACCUGCACCAACCUGAGUCCAACGAUAGCAGCACCUAGAUCUGCCUGAGUCCCGUGCAGGAAGACCAGAACUCAAAGACAAAUAAGAACCUGCUGAGAAAGACAGACUCCAAUUCUACAAACUUUAGCAGAAGAGUCCCCUACAAGUGGAUACUGUGUCUUCUCCUCCUCUGCCUGCUGCUGCUGCUGCUGCUGCUGGAGUUUCAGUGUUUCCCUGCAUGGUAUUACUACAAGGAGUCCCUUCUGUCUAUCUAUUGCAUCUAGGUAACCCCCAGAUAUUUGCAAAAUAAAAAAGGGGGGGGUUCGCAGAAGGUAUAAAAUGUCACCUGAUUCACUGUGAAUUUCUUUUAAAGAAAAAAAAGAUCCCCACCCCCAAACACACACACACACAUUAGGAGACCGCCCACCGCAGACAGCUAAGACCCCCUUAUAGAUUUAAAGAGAGACUGCAUAGCCCUGACGUUCAUUCAAUAGUGCGAUCAUAGGCAGCAGAGCCCUCAGUCCUGUGUCUGCUACACUAUCACGUCCUCUCCACUUGAGAUUGUCCCUUCUGUGUCUGGACUGAAUAUGUUAAAUCGCCCGAGCUUGCUAUUACUUCUCACUAUCUCUCUGUGUCAUCUCAUGGAAGAUCACACUGUCCAGGCUGGGAACUGUUGGCUUCAGCAAUCCAGGAAUGGACGGUGCCAGGUGCUCUACAGGACUGAACUGAGCAAAGAGGAGUGCUGCAAGACUGGCAGGUUGGGCACCUCCUGGACUGAAGAAGAUGUACCCAACAGCACCCUGUUCAAAUGGAUGAUAUUCAACGGUGGUGCACCGCACUGCAUACCCUGCAAAGAGACAUGUGAAAACGUGGACUGUGGACAUGGGAAGAAAUGUAAAAUGAACAAGAAAAAUAAGCCAAGAUGCGUGUGCGCCCCAGACUGCUCCAACAUCACGUGGAAAGGCCCAGUGUGCGGCUUGGAUGGGAAAACCUACAAGGACGAAUGCGCCCUACUCAAGGCCAAAUGUAAAGGACUCCCAGAGCUGGAUGUGCAGUACCAAGGCAAAUGCAAAAAGACAUGCAGAGAUGUCUUGUGCCCUGGCACCUCCACCUGUGUGGUGGAUCAGACCAACAAUGCCUAUUGUGUGACCUGCCAUAGGAACUGCCAGGAACCCACCUCCUCUGAGCAAUAUCUCUGCGGCAAUGAUGGAAUCACCUAUGCCAGCGCUUGUCACUUUAGGAAGGCGACCUGCCUACUGGGCAGGUCCAUUGGUUUGGCGUACGAGGGAAAAUGCAUAAAGGCCAAGUCGUGCGAUGACAUCCAGUGCAGCGUUGGAAAGAAGUGCCUCUGGGACAGUAAAGUGGGCAGAGGACGCUGCGCCGUGUGUGACGAAAACUGCGCAGACAGCAAGUCGGACGAGGCAGUUUGCGCCAGUGAUAACGCCACCUAUCCAAGCGAGUGCGCAAUGAAGCAGGCUGCCUGCUCUUUGGGUGUACUUUUAGAAGUCAAACACAACGGAUCUUGCAACUCCAUUAAUGAAGAUACGGAGGAAGAAGAGGAAGAUGAUGACCCAGACUACAGCUUCCCUUUAUCUUCAGUCCACCGGUAAACUGUUGGAGCAGCCUUUUGGGCAAAGGAUUGAUGUCCAUACUGUAAAUAGGUGUAUGCUUAUUUAUUUUGAGGAAAAAAAGUAUACAUAUAGUUGAGAUUGGUAGACAUUUAUUUAUACUGUGUCAUGUUUUAUAAUUUAUACAUAAAAAUGUUUGUUUGACUGUACACCUUGUUUUGAAGAAAUAUAUUCGUCAAAGGGAGAGCAGUGUUAUUUAUUGUGAUAUACCUUUGCUUGUAAAAUUCAUUUCUUUCCUUGUAAUUCCAUUCCUUAUAACUGACCAUUACUGUCCACUUCAUACACUGAUGUUACAUGGUGGGUACUGCAAAGUUCUGCAGCAGAGUAGUUGAUGGACUACAUUUCAGGGCAGCACUGGAAAUGGUAGUUUACCAAUUAUUGGUUGACAAAACUUUGCCCAUUCCUGUUUUAGAGGUUUUUUUUUUCUUUUACUGUAUCACAUUUGCAUGUCAGUUACAGUAUGUUUAUUUAUUGGGUUGUAUCUUCAGUCUUGUACAUACAUCCUUUUGGGGUUUUUGUUUACAAGGAAUCUUGACUGACCAAGAUAAUCUGCAAUCAAUCUAUCUCUACUGAUAAGCUUCAUGGGAGUCUAUCUUUAAAUGGCCACUUUUUCUUUUUUUCUUUUUCUUUUUUUUGGUGAUACUUCUGUUUAUGUGGCUACUUGAACACUUGGCAAGUGGCACCAACAAGGACUAUGUGGAUGCAAAUGGGAAAUCUUAUUUUCCCUUUAAUGAUCAGAGACAGUCGUUGUUUCUUGAGACUAUCUGUCGUUUUUUUUUAA